AUGUCUCGAUACAAACAAGGCAAACACGAAGCCAUCAUCUGGCAGCGCUUCUUCGUCCUCCUCGUCUUCGUCUUCCUCGCCCCCCUGUGCAUCUCCCCCGUCAACGCCGUCCCCUUGUCGGACGCUCUUCAGUCUUCAUCUCAGCAUGGCUUUUCCCUUGCUGUGAGGCCCAGAAGCGAUGCUUCGCGACGAGACUUUGUCCGCGACUGGGCUGCUGCCCAUCGCAGAUGGGGCCAUGGAGGAGUGCCGAAAGAGGUUGCGACCAAGUUUUCUUUGAGUGAUAGCCCUGGCCGCGUUGAUGUCGUGCCUAUGGGAAGCGACGAUAUCUACCUGGCAGAUGUGCAGAUUGGAAACCCUCCCCAGACGGUAAAGUUGGCCUUGGAUACGGGAUCCUCAGAUCUCUCCGUCAAGAUGGCUUCAUCCACCACCUCUCACCUCAUUGAGGAUGCCAAAUGGUCCGUCAUGUACAUGGACGGCACCCACGCCGGCGGCAUUGUCUACCACGACACCGUCUGGCUGGGCGACUUCAAGGUCGAAAACGCAACUGUCCAGUCCGCCAAGGCAGUCACCAGCCGCUUCGAAGAGGAGAUUGAACUGAGCGGCAUCCUAGGCUUGGCCAAGCGACUGCCCAACACCGUCGAGCCCCCGGCGCCGUCCUUUCUCAGUCUACUGCGGCAGCAGCUCAAGCAUCAGGUCUUUGGCGUCGACAUGAACAGAAACGCCUCGGGCGUCUUCACCUUUGGCUACCUCAACGAAAGCCGCGCCUCGGAAGACCUCGUCUGGGUCGACACGGACCCCGACAGCCCCCACUGGGACGUCGAGUUCAACCUGACGACCUGGGGCGCGCAGCCGACGACGCCCUGGUACUCGCAGCCCUUCAUGGCCACCAUCGACACGGGCACCACGCUCAUGUUCCUGCCCGACAACCUGGCCAGCGGAUACUGGCUGGCCGUCCCCGGCGCAAAAGUCGACCGCCAGCUGUCCGGCGCCUACUCGUUCCCGUGCGAGCUCGCCAGGGGCUUGCCUGACUUGAUGCUCAAGAUUCCCGGCACCGACCGGAUCCUCACCAUUCCCGGCCCGUAUCUCAACUAUGGGCCCUCGGAGCUCGAUCCAUCGGCUUGCUGGGGAGGGAUGCAGAGCGCCGACGGGCUCAAGGUGACGGUGCUGGGAGACAUUAUGCUCAAGGCGCUGUACUUGGCGUUUGAUCUCGACAAGGGUCGCAUUGGCUUUGCCAAGAAGGAUUUGCAUGACGUCUAUUGA
Messenger RNA from Trichoderma reesei QM6a, 1260 nucleotides. RefSeq lists its product as uncharacterized. NCBI's taxonomy places the organism in Eukaryota, Fungi, Ascomycota, Sordariomycetes, Hypocreales, Hypocreaceae. The record is from RefSeq and is a predicted model, not a curated record. The coding region runs from base 1 to 1260 and encodes 419 amino acids. The transcript has 5 exons. Gene Ontology annotation, biological process: proteolysis. Gene Ontology annotation, molecular function: aspartic-type endopeptidase activity.